UUGAAUACUUUUAACAAGCUAGUUGGUGCUCAAGAAGAUCCUCCAAGGCUCCAAGUCCAGAGAUAGAAGUGCAACCCCUGAAAGAUAACAACAGAUAUGAAGGCCUCACUUCUUCAUGAGCUAGUUAAUGGAAUUCCUAUCUCCUCAACAUACCAGGUUGGGAAAUCAUCAAAGAGAUACUUGCCUGAUUCUUCUGGCAAAUACAGCAAGUCUAUCACAAAAUCCAAGCAAAGUAAAUUAAAUUCAGUUCUGACUAGGAUGAACAAGUUUGGGAGAAAGGCUGACAGUUUUGCAAAUGGAGUCCGAGAGCAUGUGAGACUGGGGCCAAAGAUAACAGAUACAGUAAAAGGGAAAUUAAGGUUGGGAGCCAGAAUUCUUCAGGUUGGUGGAAUGCAGAAGGCCUUUAUGCAACUGUUUAAUGUUAGAGAUGGGGAGAAGCUGUUAAAAGCAUCACAAUGCUACUUAUCAACCACAUCUGGUCCUAUUGCUGGCCUCCUCUUCAUAUCCACUGAUAAAGUUGCUUUUUGCAGUGAGAGAUCCAUCAAGAUCUCUUCCCCAAAAGGAGAAUUGAUUAGAGUCCUUUAUAAGGUCUCGAUACCCCUUAAAAAGAUAAAGUUUGUUAACCAAAGCCAAAAUGUGAAGAAGCCUUCAGAAAAGUACAUAGAAAUAGAUACUGUGGAUGGUUUCGAUUUCUGGUUUCUGGGUUUCUUAAAUUAUCACAAAGCUUUCAGAUAUAUUCAGCAAGCUAUCUCUCAAGCUUAG
This is a messenger RNA of Gastrolobium bilobum, 762 nucleotides long. Its product is annotated as GEM-like protein 4. The record is from RefSeq and is a predicted model, not a curated record. The transcript has 4 exons. NCBI's taxonomy places the organism in Eukaryota, Viridiplantae, Streptophyta, Magnoliopsida, Fabales, Fabaceae. Bases 97 to 762 code for a protein of 221 amino acids.